AGAAUGAUGUCUGUAAAUAUCUGGAUGACCACUAUGUGUUGUGUUGAAAACGCACAAGUGACUGCAGGGAAUUGCAGAGCAGAGCUCAGCCCUCUACUGAUUGGGAAAUCUCCGAAGACAAAAAACUGGGCAAUUGUAAAACCCACAGCAACCAUAAAGACACAUACUUUCCCCCCUAGCAAUCCCACUCUGGAUCUGAUGCAAAAGAGCCCCGCGCUGAGCCCCUGGGUGCCAGCAUCUUUUUUGGACAUGUUCAAGCUCCUUAGCUGCUUUAGGGACGAUUCUCCCAUCAGGUCCUCUCUAGCCGGGCGCUUCUCUAUGGUUUCCCCCUCUGGGCCGCUCUAGCCUGCGCAGGGGGCGGGGAGGCGUCCGCGGCUGCCUUUCUAGGCUGCGGGAGGCUCCAGGGGGCACUUCGCUGGUCGCGCUGGGCCAUGGGGACCGUGAAGAAAAUGCUGGUCGCAGUCGCGAUACUGGGCGCAGGGGCUGGCGUGGGCGCCGCUCUCUUUGCGUUGGUGACCCCGGGAGAGCUGCAGAAGCAAGCAAUGCUGAAGGAAAUGCCGGAGCAGAACCCGCAGCACAGGGAGCAGGCGGCCAGGACCCAGGAGCUAGUGCUCGCCACUCUGCAGGAGGCGGCGGCCACGAACGAGAACGUGGCCUGUAGGAAGAACUGGAUGGUUAGCGGCAGCGGGAGGUCAGCGUGAGACCAGACUUGCCCCUGUGGGAGCUUGGACGGUAGCUCGGGCGCACUUGUCCGAGGCAGUCUUUCUUCUCUGGGGUCCGGACCCGGGAUGUUGUGCCCAGGACUCUGCGGGGCCCCGGGACCUGCCGCUGGGUGAGCAUGUCUCCCCUACACACACACCCCAAACCCUGCACUGACUGCUUUAACAUCCGCGUCUCGGGCCGGGGCCUAGAGGGUGGUCGGAUGUGACGAACUGAAGGAACCAAUAAAUCAUGUUCUUUCACCCGGA
Microcebus murinus (gray mouse lemur) is the source of this 968-nucleotide messenger RNA. It is a transcript of the gene UQCC3, whose product is annotated as ubiquinol-cytochrome c reductase complex assembly factor 3. Gene Ontology annotation, biological process: mitochondrial electron transport, ubiquinol to cytochrome c; mitochondrial respiratory chain complex III assembly. Gene Ontology annotation, cellular component: mitochondrial inner membrane. Lineage: Eukaryota; Metazoa; Chordata; Mammalia; Primates; Cheirogaleidae. The record is from RefSeq and is a predicted model, not a curated record.